GAUCCAGACCAGGGGGAUUAAACCCAGACCAGGAGGAUUAGAUCCAGACCAGGAGGAUCAGAUCCAGACCAGGAGGAUUAGAUCCAGACCAGGAGGAUCAGAUCCAGACCAGGAGGAUCAGAUCCCGAACAGGGGCGGAUGAGGACCAGCUGAUGGUCUGAGCCCAGCGGGGGACCAGUGAGAUGCAGCGGGGGGGUGCAGCGGUGUGAUGGGACAGUCAGUCCAGCACGAUGGGAAACAAACAGACAACCUUCACCGACGAGCAGCUGGAGGCUUAUCAGGACUGCACCUUCUUCACCCGGAAAGAAAUCCUGCGGUUACACGGCAGAUAUCGUGAACUGGCUCCACACUUAGUUCCUCUGGAUUACACCAACAACCCCGACAUUCGAGUUCCUCUGACGCUCAUCGUCACCAUGCCUGAGCUGAAGGAGAACCCGUUCAGAGACAGAAUCGUGGCGACGUUCUCCGAGGACGGACAGGGGAACCUGAGCUUCAACGACUUCGUGGACAUGUUCUCCGCUCUGUGUGAGACGUCGCCCCGAGAACUCAAGAACAUUUACGCCUUCAAGAUCUACGACUAUAACAGGGACAACUUCCUCUGCAAGGACGACCUGGAGAAGACCCUGAACAAGCUGACCAAAGGAGAGCUGACGCCGGAGGAGGUGGCGCUGGUGUGUGACAAGGCCAUCGAGGAGGCGGACCUGGACGGAGACAGGAAGCUCUCCUUCGCCGACUUCGAGAACAUGAUCUCCAAGGCUCCGGACUUCCUCAGCAACUUUCACAUACGAAUAUGAUGCUACGGAAUAGAGAUGCCUCACCCCCCCUCAGUGCCUGUCCUCUCUAUCACCUGUGGAGAGACGUCCUCCAGACGUCCUCCAGACGUCCUCCAGAUGUCCUCCAGAUGUCCUCCAGACGUUCUCCAGAUGUCCUCCAGAUGUCCUCCAGACGUCCUCCAGCAGGAAACGAGCCCGACUCAGGUCUCGGGUGAAUCCAGAUCAACAGUUAGUGCAUGAACCUUUUCUCUUGGUUAACUUCUGAGCGAGGACCAGCAGCUGAGCUCCAGGAGAGCGUCUCCGAGGUGGGACGUCUCCUGUGGACACGUGGACACACAACAGGGCUUCUCUGACUCCAGUGCUUCGACGGAGACUUUUUGAACAGCACACCUCUAAAGGGCAAACAGUGAAGAGCUAUGCAAUCUUUCCUCAUGACGUGCAUGUUGUAAAUCGCUUGUAGCUGCAGCAACUUUCUGCGUGUGGUGUCGUGAGCGUCGUGAUGCACAAUGACAAUCAUCGGAACCUGUGGAUCAGCUGGAAGGGCUCAGUCACCUGUCACUCACCUGAUCUCACAGCUGUCACUCAUCAACUCCUUUUCUGGCUCCGCUCAAAUAAAAGAUUUUUCUGUGGCUUCA
This is a messenger RNA of Limanda limanda (common dab), 1408 nucleotides long. RefSeq names its product calcium and integrin-binding family member 2-like. Bases 231 to 794 code for a protein of 187 amino acids. The transcript has 6 exons. The record is from RefSeq and is a predicted model, not a curated record. Gene Ontology annotation, molecular function: calcium ion binding. Lineage: Eukaryota; Metazoa; Chordata; Actinopteri; Pleuronectiformes; Pleuronectidae.